This is a messenger RNA of Cotesia glomerata, 1423 nucleotides long. It is a transcript of the gene heix, whose product is annotated as ubiA prenyltransferase domain-containing protein 1 homolog. Gene Ontology annotation, cellular component: Golgi membrane; endoplasmic reticulum. Gene Ontology annotation, molecular function: prenyltransferase activity. Gene Ontology annotation, biological process: vitamin K biosynthetic process; menaquinone biosynthetic process. The transcript is spliced from 2 exons. Bases 273 to 1277 code for a protein of 334 amino acids. NCBI's taxonomy places the organism in Eukaryota, Metazoa, Arthropoda, Insecta, Hymenoptera, Braconidae. The record is from RefSeq and is a predicted model, not a curated record.
UGGUAAAGUGUCAGAUAGCGCUGUAUGUAGCAACGGUUGAAAACACGUCACCAACAUAUUUUUUAGUAUAUUUACAAUUAUUUAAGUUUUAUGAUAGUACUUAUAAACAGUUGUAUUAAAAUAAUGCUAUUGUAUUGAAUAAUUGCACAAGAGUUAACUACGGUGUGUAGUACACCGUAACUGAUGUACAUUAGUGAAAUGCUUGGUCGAGAGAUAUGGAAGCUUUCUUAACCUAACUUUCACAUUUGACCUGCUGACUAAAAGACGAAACCAUGAUGUCAAAUGGAGUAAAAAGUCCUAAUAAAGACACGGGAAAUAGCAAGAGUUGCACGAGUAACAUUAAUGGUGCUUCUUUAUCAUCAUCAACAUAUAGUUCGCCUUUAAUGAAAUUUUCUUCGUACUUCUUAGCUGUACGACCAUGGUCAUUGAGCGCAUCACUUAUGCCAACGUUUCUGGGAUCUGCGUUGGCCUACCGACUAACCGGUUGGGAUAGUUUUAGUUUUAUCUUAUUUGUUCUAACACUGGGCACAAUUAUAUCAGUUCACGGAGCUGGUAAUGUUGUUAAUACAUAUUUUGAUUAUAUCAAAGGAGUUGACAGCAGCGGUAAAAGCGAUGAUAGAAUUUUAGUUGAUCAUUUAUUAUCUAAAGAUGAAUUAGUAUCUUUAGGAACAUUUUUAUAUGCCGUAGGAUGUCUCGGUUUUGUAUUAUUGGCGAUGAUUUCACCAGCGAAAAUGGAACACCUAGCACUUGUGUUCUUCGGUGGGUUAUCAUCGUCUUUUCUUUAUACAGGAGGUAUUGGUCUUAAAUAUAUUGCGCUAGGUGAUGUUAUAAUACUUGUCAUUUUUGGACCCAUAUCUGUAUUAUUUGCUUUUAUGGUACAGACUGGUUUCAUUCAAUGGGGAACUUUUUAUUAUGCGAUACCACUAGCUUUGAAUACUGAGGCUAUUUUACACAGUAAUAAUACACGAGAUUUAGAGAGCGAUAGAAGAGCAGGAAUUGUAACACUUGCGAUACUUAUUGGACAAACAGCGUCACAUCUUUUAUAUCAAUUUUUACUAUUCACACCCUAUAUAACUCUUGCUGUAUGGGCAUGCAGAUAUUCAUUGUGGUUUCUUUUGCCAAUAAUAACGCUACCAAAAGCCUUUAAAAUAGAAAAACAAUUUCGCAGUCAACAUACAAUACAAAGUGUGCCUAAACAAACGGCUAGAUUAAAUAGUAAUCUUGGUAUUUUGUAUGUUGUGGCUUGUCUUUUGGUCAAGCCUCUUCCAUAUCUGUAAUUUUUUUACACAUCAUUAUCAAUUGUAAUUAAUAUUAUUUUUAUUUUAAUCGAAUUGUUUAAUGGGUAGCUAUUGUGAAAGUGAAAAGAGAUCAUUUAAUUAUAAAUAAAAAUGCUGAAUAAAUAAUUGUAACAAAAAAAAAAAAA